UUUUUUAAAAUAUCGCAAAGUUUGAUUUUGAUUCGAUUUUUUAAUUUUUAACCUCCUAAGUAUGUUUAAAUUGUAAAAAACAAUCACGUAAAAAGUGAAUUAUUUUAAUGAUUAAGAAGUAAGCAGUCAAACAUAUAAAUUUAAAGAAAUAAGUUGUUUGCUACUAAAACAGUAAAAACAUUGAAACUUCCACGCUGAACCUUCCGAAUUCACUCCAAAAUGGAUUUUAAGUGCAUCUUAGUGUAUUCUCUCUUUUUUAUCAAUGCUCAACUUACUUUCUGCUUCAAAUGUAAGUACCGCGAAUCAAGUUACACUGGCUACGAAUGUGAAUUAAUACCAGACGCAAUCAUCAUUGGACAUCAACAAUUAACAGACAUUCAAGAUGACGACAUCCAUAAAGUCAGAUUUCAUGGAAAUAGCAACAAAAUAACAAAUUUCACUGAAUCACAAUUUCCAUUCUGCAAAAGAUUUAAAAAUGCAAAAGUUUUUGAUGUUUACGAAAUUGAAUUUAUUGACAAAAAUUUGCUUAAAGAUUGCAAAAAUUUGAUUGAAGCUUGGAUUUAUUAUACGGAAGUUGUUGAAAUUUCAUCGGAUUUCUUUACUGAAAACUCAAAAUUAAUCACUUUGGUUCUAUCGAGGAAUAAAAUCACUACAUUACCUGAAAAUAUUUUUAUUAACCAGCAUGAAGUUGAUGAACUUCUCCUUGAUGAAAAUGAACUAAACUUUUUACCAUCUAAAAUUUUCAAGUCACUCACAAAGCUUCGCACAUUAUAUCUUGGUAAAAAUCAAAUUGAGGUGCUUAAUCAAGCAUGGUUUGAAACCUUAACAAAUUUAGAACAUUUGAGUUUAAACGACAACGAAAUUACAGAUUUGCCAGAAAAUGUUUUUCUAUCUCUUGAAAAAUUACAAAAACUAUGGCUUGAUGGCAAUCAGUUGACAACAAUUCAUGCUGAUUCGUUUUGGGAUCACAGACAUUUGACUUCAAUUUUAUUGAAGAAUAAUAAAAUUCAAGCUUUAGAUGAAGAUUUGAUUGAUUUCACAGCAGUUAGUACACUUGACAUGACAGGAAAUAUUUGCUAUAAGAAAACAAUCACAAAACGGGAACAAAUAAAGCGAAAGCUACAAAUGUGUUUUGAAAACUACCAACCUAGGGAUAAGCUAAAUGCAAAAGGUUCAUCAUUAUGGAAUGUAUUGGAGGGUUCACGUGCUUGUGGGAAAUCAAAGAUAGUUUUUGGAACAGCUUUUUACGCAACCCAAACUGAUCAUGGUGGACAUCCUUGGAACGCAGCAAUAAUUAGAAAUAAUGGCAAAUUUCUGUGUGGUGGAACGCUUUUAUCACACAAAUUAGUGAUCACAGCCGCUCACUGUCUUGAAGGAAAACGAGGACUUUAUCAUUUUGAUGCUCGAGAUAUUUCUGUUAUUCUUGGAGCUCACAACAUAUCACAAAGUCACGAAAAAGGGAAAAUUACGGUUGGUUUAAAAGCUACUCACAUUCACCAUGAAUGGAAUCCAAACGUAGACUCAUAUGAUGCAGAUAUAGCUAUAUUGGAACUAGAAAAUGAAAUUCCAUUUACUCAAUUUAUUCAACCAAUAUGCAUAGUCAAACCAGGAUCAGAAAUUGCAAAUAAAACAUUUGGUUAUGUCACUGGAUUUGGUAAAAGUGAACGAGCAGAUAUUGAAGAUAUUGCAAGACUUGUAAAGACACCAAUUCACAGCUAUCAAGACUGUGGUGCUGAAAACAAAAUUCUUCAAUCUUUAAUAAGUAAUCGAGCAUUUUGUGGAGGAUUUGCAAAUGGAACUGGAGUGUGCACUGGUGAUAGUGGAAGUGGAUUAAUAGUUGUGCAUGAAAAUCGUCAUUAUCUUCGUGGUAUAGUGUCAGCUUCCUUAUAUGGCGGAAUUAAUGGCUGCAAUCUGAAUGAAUAUUCAAUAUUUACUGAUGUGUUAGGAUUUUAUGGAUGGAUAAGAACUGGAAAAGAUGACAAAAUUUUGAUUCAAGAGUUGUUGGAUGAAAAUCGAAGACUUAAAGCGAAUGGCACUCAGAUACAUAAAAAUGCUUAGUAAUGCCACAACAUUUAAAUUGUUUUGUUUUUCUUAUUCUAAUUUACUAAGUUUUAGAAAUA
Messenger RNA from Chironomus riparius, 2120 nucleotides. Lineage: Eukaryota; Metazoa; Arthropoda; Insecta; Diptera; Chironomidae. The record is from the annotation of a GenBank genome assembly.